Molecule: messenger RNA, 1498 nt
Organism: Megalops cyprinoides (Indo-Pacific tarpon)
Lineage: Eukaryota; Metazoa; Chordata; Actinopteri; Elopiformes; Megalopidae
Gene: mef2b
Product: myocyte enhancer factor 2b
Exons: 9
Coding region: 178-1458 (426 amino acids)
Biological process (GO): positive regulation of transcription by RNA polymerase II
Molecular function (GO): protein dimerization activity; RNA polymerase II cis-regulatory region sequence-specific DNA binding; DNA-binding transcription factor activity, RNA polymerase II-specific
Source: RefSeq, a predicted model, not a curated record
UGUUUGGCUUUUGUCUGUAUAACGUGUAACUAUGAAGUUCUGUUCUUUUUAUUUUUCGGAUUUGUUUUAAGCUUUACAUCAAACGUACCACAGUUGAAGAGAAGCGCGAAGCUGCGAGGAAGAUUUACAUCAAGCGCAGGUCAACUACAUGUCUGUGUAAAGACCCCACAGACAAAAAUGGGGAGAAAGAAGAUUCAGAUUUCUCGGAUCCUUGACCAGAGGAAUCGACAGGUGACCUUCACAAAGCGUAAGUUUGGGCUGAUGAAGAAGGCCUAUGAGCUGAGUGUGCUUUGUGACUGUGAGAUUGCCCUCAUCAUCUUCAACAGCACUAACCGCCUCUUCCAGUACGCCAGCACAGACAUGGACAAGGUGCUGCUCAAGUACACUGAGUACAGCGAGCCCCACGAGAGCCGGACCAAUGCAGACAUCCUGGAGACCCUGCGUAGAAAGGGACUGGGGCUUGAAGGAGCAGAGCUGGACCCGGAGGAGGCGAUGCAGGUGGCAGCAGAGAAAUACCAGCAGCUAAACGAGGGCUUGGACCUUUCUAUUGCACGACAGCGCUACUAUGCUCCCCCUCUCCACCCAUCUGAGGCCCAGUAUUUGGUGUCAGCGGGUUGUGAGAAUGGAUUCCCUGUUGCAAAUCCCCCCAGCUCCAACCUGGGGUCACACCGAAGCCCAGCUUUCAAACCUGUCGGUCCCAAAUUAGGCUCUGCAAGCCCGGCUGGCCCCCACACACUCUCUACGCUCAUACCACCACACUCAGGCAUUGGCUAUUCGAUGUUCUCCCAUGGCAACCUAAGCAGAGCCUUGGAGAUGAAGACUCCACCUCCCCUGAACCUGGGCUAUGAGAACAGGCGUGCCGAAGCACACCCUGGUCUGCCUGGUGCCCGCACCAACCUAAGCAGUGUGAGAGUGCUUUACCAGGGCAUGCACACUGGGAACCACAUGAUGGCCAUGGGAAAAGCAGGCCUGCUGGGUAAUGGUCUGGGGGAGUAUGGCCUCUCAUCUGGAGGCCCUCCUGAAUACCCCCACCCAGGUUUCUCCCACUUACAGCACAACUCGGUGAGUUCCUGGCAGCUGUCUCAGCACCAAGAAGCAAAUGUGUCUCACACCAACCAAGGGGUGUCCAGCGGAGGGUGUUCUUUCUCUGCACAGACCUCUACACCGACUCCGCCACCUCAGUCAUCCCUCAGCCUCAGCAUCAAGGCAGAGCAGGUCUCCCCCGAGCACACCUGCUCCCCAGCCACGCCCCCUAUGCACCACAUGGUGCAGCAUUCACCCGCCAGCAACCCCAGCUCAGUAAGCCACGCCCCUCAGGAGACAUACCCUGCUGGUGAGAGGGAGGAUUUCCAAAAAGGGAGCUACCCGUCCCAGCACGGUGUGCCUAAGACCCCAUCGGAGGACAAGGUGCGGCUCCCGACCAGGCGAUUAGAGGUCACGGACGGGUGGCAGAGAUAGCUGGGCAGCACUGCUCCUCGGGCGGGUCCGCAGCUCUCCA